AUGGGUGAAAAAAGAGAAGGACUUAUAUCCUUUUUCAAAUUUGAAUGCAAUAUAUGCAAGCAUAUCUGUACAAUUAAAUCUGAAAACACACAUGAUACUGAAAAAAUCAAUCUAAACAUUGCCGCGAUCACUGGCAUCAUUGCUUCUGGUAUUGGUAAUUCUCAAUUUGAAGAGCUAUGUUCAGCAAUAGACGUUCCAGUAUUUACUCCGAAUACUUACACCAAAUAUCAAGAUCAGGUUCUUAAAAAAUGGGAACAAACUGCGAGUUCUUCUAUGGCAGCAGCUGCAGAAAAAGAAAAAGAAAUAGCUAUCGAAGAAGGCCGAACCAAGGGUGGUUUUCCCGUAAUUGAUGUUCUCUUUGAUGGCUCCUGGUGCGCUCGAUCCUAUGGUUCUAAUUACAAAGCAUUAUCUGGUACUGCAGCUGUGAUCGGCAGAAAAACUGGUCGAAUUCUUUACAUUGGGGUGAAAAAUAAAUACUGUCUUGGGUGUGCCCGAGCUGAAAAUAACAAUAUUUCACCUAAGGAGCAUAAAUGCUUCAAAAAUUACGAAGGAUCGUCAACGUCUAUGGAAAAUGAGAUUAUAGUCGAAGGAUUUAAGUCCUCUAUAUCUUCAUACGGCCUCGGUGAUGGUGAUGCCUCUACUUACGCGAAAAUCCUACAGGCCAGACUAUAUGCAGAAAAAAACGUCAUUGUCGAAAAAAUUGAGUGCCAGUAA
Molecule: messenger RNA, 714 nt
Organism: Parnassius apollo (apollo)
Lineage: Eukaryota; Metazoa; Arthropoda; Insecta; Lepidoptera; Papilionidae
Source: the annotation of a GenBank genome assembly